AUGCGUUUCUUCACUUCAAGCAGUUCAGGCUCCCAGUCUCGCCCUCACACUCCAGCCGACAAAGCCAACAUGGGUUGCUGCCACUCGGGACGCAUCGACUACGAGCACGAUCCCGUGCAUCUCUGCCACUUCGAUAUGCAUCGCGCAGUGGGCAAGGGCGCUUUCGGCAAGGUCCGAGUAGUGCAACACAAGAGGUCAAAGACUACCUACGCCCUCAAGUACAUCAAUAAGCAGCAAUGUAUCAAACAAAAGUCGGUAGCCAGCAUCAUCCAGGAGAGGCAUCUACUAGAGGAGGUCAACCACCCCUUCCUUGUCAACCUUCGCUACGCAUUCCAGGAUGAAGAAAACUGCUUCUAUGUUCUCGAUCUUAUGAUGGGCGGGGAUCUGCGAUUCCAUCUCAACAUGAGGGGAUGCUUCCCCGAACACGUCGUCCGCUUCUGGGUAGCCGAGCUCGCCUGUGGCCUCUCCUACCUGCACGAACAGCGCAUCAUUCACCGCGACAUCAAGCCUGACAACAUCUUACUUGACGCCGCCGGGCAUGCACAUAUCACCGAUUUCAACGUGGCCAUUCACUACUCUUCGAGGAGGCGGCACACCUCGGUCGGCGGGACGAUGUACUACAUGGCACCUGAGAUGGUUGACCCUGCGCGGCCCGGGUAUUACUGGCAAAUCGACUUCUGGAGUCUCGGCGUCGUCGCACACGAGCUGCUCUGGCACUCACGCCCAUUCGAGGGGAACUCGGUCGAGAAGCUCACGCACAGCAUUCUUUCCGAUUCCAUCACCGUUCCCCCGCGCGUUGUUCCCAAAAUGGCGCCCGUAAGCCGCGAAGGAUGCGGGGCUGUUCUUUCGCUCCUUGACCGGAAUCCCCAUACUCGCCUAGGAUGCCGCAGCAUCGCCACCAGCCUCGGUGAGCUGAAGAGCCACCCGUGGUUCGCCAACUUGGACUGGCGGCGCCUGGAGAGGAAAGAGAUGCAGCCGCCUUACGUCCCUGAUCAGUCGCGUGCGAACUUCGAUGUUGGCCUUGAGAUGGACGACUACAUGUCGGGCGAGAAGCGUCUCACAUCCAAGCGCCGUGCCUUGCCGGACAUGGAGAAGGUUUCUCCCGAACAACGCAUCUUCCUAGAGCAGUUCACGCUCUUCGACUUCGAGCGCUCCCCUCGGUCAUCGUACUUCCCUCGCAACGAGUCCAUCGGCUCGUCCUCCCCGCCGUCCACCACGGGUAGCACGUACGCCGGACACUCGCGCGGGCACUCGCCGACAGAAUCUGGACGCACAUCUUCAGUACGCACAUCGUCAGACCGAUCUAGUACAACUCGCUACGGGGAUCACACACAAGUCAUUGUUCCCCCGACGCUCUUGGCUGGUUACCGGUGA
This is a messenger RNA of Peniophora sp. CBMAI 1063, 1374 nucleotides long. The record is from the annotation of a GenBank genome assembly. NCBI's taxonomy places the organism in Eukaryota, Fungi, Basidiomycota, Agaricomycetes, Russulales, Peniophoraceae.